Messenger RNA from Brassicogethes aeneus, 408 nucleotides. The record is from the annotation of a GenBank genome assembly. NCBI's taxonomy places the organism in Eukaryota, Metazoa, Arthropoda, Insecta, Coleoptera, Nitidulidae.
AUGAAGAAUUAUACAGUUAUUUUAGCCUGUAUUAUUGUCUUAUCGAUUGCUUCUGCAAAGAAACAAACCAAAGAAGAACGGUCUAAAUUUAAAGAGGUGCACGAGCAAUGCCAAAAUGAUGAAAGAACAUGUGUGGAUGAGAUGCUUAUCAGAAAUUGGUUUGGAGGGAUUUUCAUUGAAGACGACAAGCUUAAAAACCACAUGUUAUGUAUGGCAAAGGGACUGAAUUUUAUUAAUGAAAAUGGUAAAUUGAAUGAACAUUUUAUAAAGUCAAAAUGGAUUGAACAUUACGAUGGAAAAGAAGUAAAAAAUCUUCAAGAGUGCCUUAAAGAAAAGAGCACUUAUGUGGAAACUUCUUGGGAUUUCUUUAAAUGUCAGCAUAAUGCAAUCAAUUCAGUGCAGCAAUAA